UUAUGAUAAUGGGUUUCUAUAUGUAGGGAACCGUACACGAAAUCGCGAAAGAGGGAAGGGAGAUCAGUAAAUAGAAUCAUUGUCGACCCUGUUUUAACGACAGGACACUUCUUUUAACAAACAUCAUUCCUUUUUAAUCGCUAAGGGCUCUCAGUGGUUCUUAAAUCUCAACUCUGUUUCUUCUCUGCGUCUUUACUCUAUUUCUUAUCUCAUGAGAGAUAAGGGUUUGAUAGGUUGUUUCUUCAAGAGGAUAAGAUUGACAAGCUUUGAUCCCAUGGAAGCAGAAAUAGCCAAGAAUAAGCUAGCUGCUGUGGCAGAAGAACUUGGACGAGCAGUUCGUGUAUUUGAAACAUCAGCAGCUUCUCUAAAGGUUUCCGCGCCCAUGACAGUGAAUGAUGACGAGUCUGAUGAUUCCAAUGAAUUUACAGUGGAGGAUUAUUACCGGAUUUUGUCAACCAGAAAGGAAGGUACACUAGAAAUGGUUCCAUAUUUAAUUAAGUUUCUUCCAAUUGAUUGGUUGUCUCUGUUCGAUGUUCCUGGAUUGUAUGUACAGAGUGGAAUGAAAGUGCCAAGGAGAACUCUGUUGUUAUCAUCAUGCCUCUUUAUAUGCCAGACCUACUGUUAUUCUAGUUUUUUAUUAAGUUUUUAAUGGGUAUUGACCCCGGAAUUCGAAGGAAGUUGUCCUCCUUGAGUUAAUAUUGCACAUAAUACUGUAUAAUUUUCUGGGACGACCAUUGGAUGGAAAUGCAAUAAUUUUUUUUUUGGAACCAACUGGUUGAAUAGUCAUCUUAUUUGUCCAAUUUGGAUUGGAAUCUCCUUUUUGGGACCAAUCAAAUGGUGGUACCCUGAAGUUGUGUUAAUUUAUCAUUUAUGAAGGCCAGACAACUUCUUCUUCUUUCCCUCAUUAUUUUUGUAAACCUCAAAAGGAAAAAUAUUAGAUGAAUUACAAAUAGUGAAAACAAGGUUCUCACUUUUGGGAAGUGGUACAUGAAACAAGAUAGAAGCUAAAAAACACAGCUUUAUAUUUAUGUAUUAAGGUAUGGCCCAAUACAAACAACCUCUUUCAAGGCCUCCUUUCCCUUGGCUAAUGAUGCAGAUUAAUUACCAAAAUAGGCUUGUUUUAUUAGGAAUAAGCAUAGGGUUGGGUUCCAUACAUGUUGGGCCUUUGAUCCCAUGUGUUUUGAGUGUAAUAGACCACUU
Messenger RNA from Macadamia integrifolia, 1200 nucleotides. RefSeq names its product plant UBX domain-containing protein 1-like. Bases 212 to 649 code for a protein of 145 amino acids. Lineage: Eukaryota; Viridiplantae; Streptophyta; Magnoliopsida; Proteales; Proteaceae. Gene Ontology annotation, molecular function: ATPase binding. The record is from RefSeq and is a predicted model, not a curated record. The transcript is spliced from 3 exons. Gene Ontology annotation, biological process: protein-containing complex disassembly.